Messenger RNA from Oncorhynchus nerka (sockeye salmon), 4181 nucleotides. RefSeq lists its product as uncharacterized. Gene Ontology annotation, cellular component: axon; dendrite; synaptic vesicle. The coding region runs from base 614 to 2128 and encodes 504 amino acids. NCBI's taxonomy places the organism in Eukaryota, Metazoa, Chordata, Actinopteri, Salmoniformes, Salmonidae. Gene Ontology annotation, biological process: positive regulation of peptidyl-serine phosphorylation; nerve development; modulation of chemical synaptic transmission. The record is from RefSeq and is a predicted model, not a curated record. The transcript is spliced from 2 exons. Gene Ontology annotation, molecular function: nerve growth factor receptor binding; growth factor activity.
UUGUCCUCCCUCUCCUGCGCUCCAAAAGCAACCAGAAGCUAUUCGCGUUUAGGCUACAGGCGGAGUUUUUGAGAACUGGGAAGAAUUUGACACACUUUGUUGAUCCCAACGUAGCCUAAACGGACCGCAGCGCUUCACUGCCAGUCGUUAUAUAGAGACAUCGAUUAGUUUACUGUGUAUGUCGACUUCAAUUUAAAUAAGUUAGAGUUUCUCUUUUCAUGGAAUAUGAAGAACAACGUCAGGAGGAUGAGAUCUUGACCGAAUCAUGCAUGGAUAUUUAUUUGUUCUUUUAUCAAACUUCACGUUGUCUGUCUAGUUGAAAGCGCGGUUAGGACGCAGCGGUUUUGCAUAUUUAUUUUUUAUUCCCAUCGUUUUUUAAAAUGAUUGUUGUUUAAUUCAAACGGACAUGGCUAACUGAUGUAAUAUACAUUUUUUUGUGACGUGGGAAGUUAAUUUGAAUUGAAUAUGAAAACGUAACUUUUCCAUGUAAACCAAUAUUGAGAGUUUUCCACUUCGCCAACUCUCUCGGACCAUUAGUCUAUAACCAAUGUGGUGUCAACUGGAAGGACGCGUGGUCCGGAUCUCACCUAAACGUUGAUACGUGUUGGGAGUGAUGCACUGGCUUCCCCUGGUUGCCAUGGUGAUCGCCUCGGCCCUGCCCUUCCCUCACAGCCCUGUGACCAGUACUGUUGCUGCGAUGACGGAGCCCGGCAGUAGCCUGGACGACCACACAGAGGACAUCGAUGACUCUUCCAGUCGCUCCCCCGGAUCUUACUCCACACUUCCAGCUCCUCAGGCCUACAAUGUGGACUACAAGGACUACAAUAACCCCUCCAUAAUUAAAGAGGAGGUGCAAACUUUGAAAGGGAAGCGAAAACAACAAAGUUAUCUGUCAAAAAGCAAUUUUCAUACAGAAAACACGAACAGCGUUGGUUUAAAUAAAUAUUCUAACACUGAUGGAGGAAAACUCAGGAGCACCAAUGGCAGCAGUCAUCAGGACUACCCCUCCCAGGAGAACUAUGUACUAGGGGACUAUAAACCAGACAGCAGCAGAGCUGGUGAUGACAGCAGCUUUAGAGACAUGGCUCAGAAGGAAAACCAUCAUCACUCUCUAGAUCCCAGGACCGAUGAACAGGAUCUCAGACCUCCCAACAUGUAUGUGGUGGAAACUUACAAACCUUCCACUAAUGCUGGACACCACAGUAAAACUGGGCCAGAUCCCUCCAGUCAGAGGACCCCGCAGAGAGCAGAGGCUAGGACAGAGAGCAGUGAUAACAGGGGAGAGGAGGGGAGGGAGGGUGGGCCUGGGGCAGGGGCUGGGAAAGGUCCGGAUCUGUCAGAGGAAGGAAUGGAAUUAGGACUAGGGUUAGGGCUGGGUCAGGGGCUGGGAGGUGUAAAGGAGAAGCAAGAGCUGCUGUUUUUAGAUGCACACCCGCGGGUCCUUUUCUCUUCCUCUCCUCCAGAGCACCCGCCCCUCCUCCUCAUGCUGGAGUCAGGCAUGUUGCCCAUAGAAGGAGAGGACAAGGAGGAGGAGGAGGAGGAAGUGUCGGACGCAGACGGACACAUGGAGGGUCAUGGGGACCGAGAGAUGGACGGGAGUGUGCCGCUGAGCUGGGUGGACACUCUCAGGGGGGCCAGGGAGCCCCCUCGCCCCGCCCCCAGGCACAAGCGCUCGCACUUGCCCCACACCGGGCGGGGUGAGAUGCCGGUGUGUGAGUCGGAGAGCGUGUGGGUAACGGACAAGACGACGGUAUUCGACGAUAGGGGUAAAACAGUCAACAUCGUGCCAGAGAUCAAGACAGUCAAGGGGGCGCUGAAGCAGUACUUCUAUGAGACUCGCUGCCGCCAGGAGGGGCAGCAGAGGGGCGGUGGGCCGCAGCGGGAGGCAGGGGGGGCAGGGGCCUCGGCAGCAGGAACAGGGACAGGACCCGUAGGUGUGUCCGGGGCCAGCUGCCGGGGUGUGGACAUCAGACAGUGGGUGAGUCAGUGUAAGGCCAAGGACACAUAUGUCCGAGCCCUCACUGUUGACAACAACGGUCUGCAGGGCUGGAGGUGGGUCCGCAUCAACUCGUCCUGCGUGUGUGUCCUACUGUCCAGAGUAACCAGGAAAAACAGAGGAAGGGAGUGAGGGCAGGAGAUGGAGGAAAGGUGGAGAGGAUAAUGUGGAAGAAAUGUUAACACAGAUAAUGCUUGGGACAUUGGAUGUAAUGUCAGUGAGACAGUAGGUGUUACUUUAUAGGCCAGGGUGCCUCUUAUCCAGAGCGACUUACAUUAGUGCAUUCUUCUGAUAGCUGCACUCUUACAAAAAAAGGGUUCCAAACGGGUUCUUUGGCUGUACCCAUAGGAGAACCCUUUUUGGUUCUAGGUAGAACCCUUUUUGAGGUUCUAUGUAGAACCCUCUGUGGAAAGGAUUCUACAUGGAACUCAAAAGUGUUCUAACUGGAACCAAAAUGGGUUAUUCAAAGGGUUCUCCAAUGGGGACGGCCAAAGAACCCUUAGGUUCUAGAUAGCACUUUUUUUAAAAGAGUGUAGGCAAGACAACCCCUCCACCCAUCACGUGCUCAGUGAGAGUGACUACACAAAAACAAUAAAACCUCAACAAUACAACUUAGGGAAAACUAUCAUAACAAAAUAGUGAUUUAAAAAAAGUACUGUUUGUUUCACAAUUGUUUCAUAUCAUACAUGUUAUUGCUGAGUAAUACUGUAUGUAUGCAUGAGUUUUAAAUUAAUAUAUUUCUUUAUAUACAGUGCCUUGCGAAAGUAUUCGGCCCCCUUGAACUUUGCGACCUUUUGCCACAUUUCAGGCUUCAAACAUAAAGAUAUAAAACUUUAUUUUUUUGUGAAGAAUCAACAACAAGUGGGACACAAUCAUGAAGUGGAACGACAUUUAUUGGAUAUUUCAAACUUUUUUAACAAAUCAAAAACUGAAAAAUUGGGCGUGCAAAAUUAUUCAGCCCCCUUAAGUUAAUACUUUGUAGCGCCACCUUUUGCUGCGAUUACAGUUGUAAGUCGCUUGGGGUAUGUCUCUAUCAGUUUUGCACAUCGAGAGACUGACAUUUUUUCCCAUUCCUCCUUGCAAAACAGCUCGAGCUCAGUGAGGUUGGAUGGAGAGCAUUUGUGAACAGCAGUUUUCAGUUCUUUCCACAGAUUCUCGAUUGGAUUCAGGUCUGGACUUUGACUUGGCCAUUCUAACUCCUGGAUAUGUUUAUUUUUGAACCAUUCUAUUGUAAAUUUUGCUUUAUGUUUUGGAUCAUUGUCUUGUUGAAAGACAAAUCUCCGUCCCAGUCUCAGGUCUUUUGCAGACUCCAUCAGGUUUUCUUCCAGAAUGGUCCUGUAUUUGGCUCCAUCCAUCUUCCCAUCAAUUUUAACCAUCUUCCCUGUCCCUGCUGAAGAAAAGUAGGCCCAAACCAUGUUUGACAGUGGGGAUGGUGUGUUCAGGGUGAUGAGCUGUGUUGCUUUUACGCCAAACAUAACGUUUUGCAUUGUUGCCAAAAAGUUCAAUUUUGGUUUCAUCUGACCAGAGCACCUUCUUCCACAUGUUUGGUGUGUCUCCCAGGUGGCUUGUGGCAAACUUUAAACAACACUUUUUAUGGAUAUCUUUAAGAAAUGGCUUUCUUCUUGCCACUCUUCCAUAAAGGCCAGAUUUGUGCAAUAUACGACUGAUUGUUGUCCUAUGGACAGAGUCUCCCACCUCAGCUGUAGAUCUCUGCAGUUCAUCCAGAGUGAUCAUGGGCCUCUUGGCUGCAUCUCUGAUCAGUCUUCUCCUUGUAUGAGCUGAAAGUUUAGAGGGACGGCCAGGUCUUGGUAGAUUUGCAGUGGUCUGAUACUCCUUCCAUUUCAAUAUUAUCGCUUGCACAGUGCUCCUUGGGAUGUUUAAAGCUUGGGAAAUCUUUUUGUAUCCAAAUCCGGCUUUAAACUUCUUCACAACAGUAUCUCGGACCUGCCUGGUGUGUUCCUUGUUCUUCAUGAUGCUCUCUGGGCUUUUAACGGACCUCUGAGACUAUCACAGUGCAGGUGCAUUUAUACGGAGACUUGAUUACACACAGGUGGAUUGUAUUUAUCAUCAUUAGUCAUUUAGGUCAACAUUGGAUCAUUCAGAGAUCCUCACUGAACUUCUGGAGAGAGUUUGCUGCACUGAAAGUAAAGGGGCUGAAUAAUUUAGCACGCCCAAUUUUUCAGUU